Molecule: messenger RNA, 438 nt
Organism: Histoplasma mississippiense
Lineage: Eukaryota; Fungi; Ascomycota; Eurotiomycetes; Onygenales; Ajellomycetaceae
Exons: 2
Coding region: 1-438 (145 amino acids)
Source: RefSeq, a predicted model, not a curated record
AUGGCCAAGCUCAAGUUUUGGUUUAUGCCUGGCAGCUGCUCUCUAGCUCCGCACAUCCUCUUGCGCGAGCUAGGUUUAGACGUGGAAACCAUCCAUGUCACAGACCUGUCCCCAAGCGGUUUGGGAGCCAUUAAUCCCAAGCGGCGUGUCCCUGUCCUCUCCAUUGACGGUGAGAUCAUCACAGAAGUGCCGGCAAUCCUGACCGCGUUCGCUCAGCUCGGAUCUCCAGAUCAGCGGUUGCAUGCGAUUGGAGAUUCAUUUACGGUUGUGGAUCUGUAUUUGUUAGUUUUCUAUCGGUGGGGAAUAGCUAUUGAGCUGGAGAUUGAGAAGGAUUUCCCGAAAUAUACAACUUUGAUCGCAAAUUUGGUGAAGAGAGACGCCGUUGUUGAGACGUUGGAGGAGGUGAAGUUGCCUCCACUGUUUGCGCCGAAGGUCUGA